Messenger RNA from Hyaloscypha bicolor E, 1875 nucleotides. RefSeq lists its product as uncharacterized. The coding region runs from base 389 to 1684 and encodes 431 amino acids. The record is from RefSeq and is a predicted model, not a curated record. NCBI's taxonomy places the organism in Eukaryota, Fungi, Ascomycota, Leotiomycetes, Helotiales, Hyaloscyphaceae. The transcript has a single exon.
GCGACGGCGGAACUCUGGAUGAUUCGAAGAAUAGCAUUGCAGCUGUUGCUAAACGUUUGAACUUUCAAUGUUCUUGUGCUACUCACGAUAUAAUAACGGUCGAAAGUUAUUGAGACAUGUGCAUGCAGCAUGCAGCGUGGCUGCAGGAACGGCAAGCCAACCUCUGAUUCCCUCCUCCCCUCUCACCACGAACCAACCAAACAUUGUGACCGUGUCUCACAGCAAGCUGCUUGGGUCAUUCACGAAUUGAAUGACGAAAUUAUUCCCUCCUUUCCGUACAUUCUAUAAGUUUGCACUUCUUCUUUAUGUACCGCGACCACGAGUCUGCAUUCCCCGUUCUGCCCGACAAUUGACCUUUCUAUUCCGAAGCUUCACGACAACCCUCGCCAUGGGCGGCAACGCCUUCAACAAACAUUCCCCAGCUCUCCCCACGCCUCGAAUGCCCCCAGAAAUCUACACCAAGAUCCUCUCGCAAACAUUAGAUACAUUACGGAAGCACUAUCAACAUGUUGGCUCACCCAUCGAAGCACCAGGCAAGCCAGACUUCGGGGAUAUCGACAUCAUGGUCGCGUCCCCUCUGUCCCGAGAUUUCGACACCUUAACUGCGCCCCCCAAAACCGUCGCUGAGAACCUUUCCAAAACAUUGGGCGCAGCUGCCUCGAUAUUGGAGUCUGGGAACCCGACGAUAAACCUCGCUGUUCCGUGGCCUGCGGAAGAAGUAGAGGAGCAGAAGUACGUGCAAAUCGACAUCCACGUCUGCAAAGACUCAAAGGACCUGACCUGGAACCUCUUCCACGCCGCACACGGCGACCUCUGGAACAUCCUCGGCACGACCAUCCGUCCCUUCGGCCUCACCGUGAACGACAAAGGCAUGUACCUCCGCAUCCCCGAAAUCGAGCUGCUAGACAGGAAGAAGAGUAUGAUUUUCCUGACCGACUCCCCGUCUCAAAUCUUGGCAUUCCUUGGGCUGGAUGAGAGCAAGUGGUGGUCUGAGUUUGGCAGUAGGAGGCAGAUGUUCGAGUUUGCGGCGGGGUGUCGGAUGUUCUGGGUUAAAGAGAAGGAGGUAGAGGGGGAGGAGGAGGAGGGAGGGGUGGGUGACGUUGUUGGGGAAGUUGAGGGAGGGGUAGGGGGCCAAGAGGGAGGCGAGAAGGGAAAGAAGAAGUUGAAGCAUAAUGAUCGACAGCGCAUGGCGAAGAGACCUAUUUUUCGCGAGUGGAUCGAGGAGUUUAUCCCGCUUUUGAGGGAGGAGGGGUGGUGUGGGGAGUGCAAGGUCACCCGUGAACAAGUCAUGGAAGAGGCUUUUGCGAAAUGGGGAGUGGAGACGGAGUACGAGGAGAGGUUGAGGGCGUGGAGGCUGGCGAGACAUGAAGAUGAGCUUUGGAGAGAAAUCAAGGGAAGCAUACCCGAGGAUGUCGAUCCACCAUUCAGAGGAGCGGCAAUCAGGCAGUUGAAGGUGGUUAUCAUGGAAGGCGAGGAGUGGGAGGGAACCGUUCCCGAUGCGGCGAAGAAGAGCGAGCAGGGAUUCCAUGAUUUGGAGGUUGUAAAGAAGUUUGUCCUCGACAAUUGGAAGAAGGCGGGAGAAGUGGGAUGGGAGAGGCAGCAGAAGAGGGCCAUGGAGGGGAUGAAGGCUAAGGCAGAGAAGAAGAGGAAAGUGGGCGAGGAGCCGAAGGUAUCUGUUUCAUAGAACUGAGUGUACAACAUUGGAGCUCGAUGUUUGAGGACAAACUUGACUUGAUCCGAACCUCUUGGAGUCAGUUGAAAGGCAAGUAUAAAUUAGAUAGACCCGGGCUUACUGAAGAAAGUAACGUGCAAAAGUCAUUUAGACCUUCAACAAAGCCUUCUCGUCAAGCCGGAACACAUCUGGCUGAGACUCUC